AUGGCGAGUGACCGAUCCUCCGAUUCGACGGGUAUGACCGAUAGCGGGGAGGAGCUUGAUGACGGCGUGGUCGUGGUCCACCCCGACGACGUGAGCAACUACAAUCCCGAACAGAUUCUGCCCCUACAGCCUGCCGUCGUGGAGAAGAUCCGCGUCUGGCUCGGGCCGACAGACUACAACGUUGCCGGCGGCGAGUAUCGCAGGCACCUCGCUUCUCACGUUGUAGGCACAGGCACAUGGCUAACCGCCACCCCCACUUAUCAACAAUGGUUACAUAGCGCCGAGCAUGGGCUACUCUGGAUCAAGGGAAUCCCGGGGUCCGGGAAAUCCGUCAUGGCCGCGACCCUGGCCGACGAGCUCGCCCGCGCGAACCCUGGAUCCCCGCCGGAGGCUCUACUACGUGACUGGACGCACCAGCUGCUGCAAUAUAGCCCGCCUUUACAGAAGAAAUUGGCAGCCCAGAUGGAGAUAGAAAGAAGCCGAUCUAUCGAUAGCCUCUCUAUAGAUGACAUGUGGAAUGACCUGCGGAUGGCCUUUGCUAAUCUCCCAGGCAAAGUGUUUUGUAUCGCCGAUGCCCUCGAUGAAAUGGACAGUGGGCACGAUACUUUUCUCCAGGCGCUUGGAGCGCUUGGCCAAUGGCGCCCACAGACCGUCAAGGUUCUCAUAACAAGCCGCCCGGUUCCCACUGUAGAGUUACCUCUACGAACGAUUCCUUGCCUUCAGCUUCGUUUAGACGAGCAGCACGUGGACGCCGACAUCGCUACAUACGUAAACUUUACACUGGCCAAGUCCGAAAUCCCCAAGGCACACUGGCCAAUUAUUCGAGACGCCGUGCCGGGCCGCGCCAACGGCCUCUUUCUCUACGCAAAGCUGGCCAUGGAUGCCUUUCUAGAACCUGGAGCCGACGUGGACGCCGUGUUAUCCGCGCUCCCUCAAGACCUCAACGAGCUCUAUACGGGGCUCUUGGAAGAACAUGCUCGACGCUCAGCUGUACCCCCUGCCAUCCAGCACCUCAUCUUGGAGUCCAUUACCCACGCUAUGCGUCCUCUCCGUCUCCUGGAACUAGCCGAGAUGAUUCGGGUUUGCGCGCCUGACCGAGUGCAGCGAGAUAUCAAGGCUACCAAGGAUAUAAUACGGUCAGCAUGCGGUCCGCUAUUACAGAUCUUGGUCGAUGAAACGGUUUCCGUCGUGCACCACUCGUUUACCGAAUAUCUCAGGGGGUCCACGAGGCAGGCUGGCGAUCCGGGGUAUCCUAUUCUCGACCAGGAGUCCACGCAUGCUAAUCUCGCCCUCGUUUGCCUCUCUUACCUAAAGUCUGGGUCUCUUCUCGAUGGCAUUGAUGCAGAUGGUAGUUGUGACUCUGGUGAUGACGCCUCUGAGAUUGGGGAUUCUGGCGGCCAUGAGCCCGGUCCUCCUUUGGAACAUAGGUAUGACCCUCGCUCCGUCGGCCUACCACCUCGUAACCUGAGAUACAAUAAGCGGAUAGCGUGGCCCUUUUCAGUUACGCCAUAUGAAAACGGGCCAACGCCAAUUUGGUGGGCGGCGCGUGAUGGUAGCCUGAAUUGCAUUCGAGCACUUCUCUCCGCUGGCGCGAACCCCAACAUACGAAUCAGCCACAAUGGAGAGACGCCUUUGUUCGAAGCCACGAUGAAAAGGCACCAUGAAGCCAUCUCGAUCCUCCUCGAGGCUGGAGCCGACCCGCACGUGAGCCUUCACGGCGACAACGACCGGACCCCUCUCAUAUUCGCCUGCGAAUGCGGCCACCUCGAGUCCGUCGAGGUCUUCCUGAAGUUCGUCGAGGACAUCGACAAAAUUCAGCGUGGUGUCAUUGGCGCGGCCAGAUGCGGUCGCGCUAACGUGGUACGGCGGCUCCUCGAGCACCCAGGCGUAGACGUGAAUAAAAAGGCGGCCGGCGAGACGCCUCUUUUGCCGCCUGCAGAAGCCGACAGGCGGAUACGGUGA
This is a messenger RNA of Parascedosporium putredinis, 1962 nucleotides long. NCBI's taxonomy places the organism in Eukaryota, Fungi, Ascomycota, Sordariomycetes, Microascales, Microascaceae. The record is from the annotation of a GenBank genome assembly.